AUGUCGCGUGGGAACGGAGUGAGGCCAUCCAAGACUCCUGGGUACACGAAUUGUUCAAUGAAGAGAGAUGGCUAUAGAAUGAAGUUCGAGGACGGCGGUUCAGCUAUCAUUCGAUUUCCUAACCCCGGUGCUACGAUGUUUCCCGAUGAGAAGGGCACUAAAGAGGAUAAUCCCCUUAGCCUUAGUCUAUUUAUUAUUAUGGAAAAUAUUGAAUAUACAAUGGACCUAAGCGACGUCCUUAAUACCCUAGAUUUAUGA
Molecule: messenger RNA, 258 nt
Organism: Penicillium cataractarum
Lineage: Eukaryota; Fungi; Ascomycota; Eurotiomycetes; Eurotiales; Aspergillaceae
Exons: 3
Coding region: 1-258 (85 amino acids)
Source: RefSeq, a predicted model, not a curated record